This is a messenger RNA of Gilbertella persicaria, 321 nucleotides long. RefSeq lists its product as uncharacterized. The record is from RefSeq and is a predicted model, not a curated record. NCBI's taxonomy places the organism in Eukaryota, Fungi, Mucoromycota, Mucoromycetes, Mucorales, Choanephoraceae. The transcript has a single exon. Bases 1 to 321 code for a protein of 106 amino acids.
AUGCACGUUAACUCACCCAAGUCGCUCUUGAAUCAAUUUGAGAAACUGCGUCUACAAGUUAAAUUGGGACACUCAAUCUAUGUAAACGAGUUUAGAGAAAAACUGCAUGACAUUUUGUUUGGCAGGAUACAAAUGACCGAGAAUUUAGUACAUGCGUGGAGACUAAUGUGUGAAUGGGUAACAAGGCCACCUAUUAACAACCAUCAAAAUGCUGUAAAAUGGGUUGAUUUAACUCUAGGAGCUUACAUCAAUGCUCAAAAAUUUUACAUAUCACAUCGUCACCUAUUAUUGAAACGUAAAUCUCUCUCUCAAAGCACAUGA